Molecule: messenger RNA, 6459 nt
Organism: Gadus macrocephalus (Pacific cod)
Lineage: Eukaryota; Metazoa; Chordata; Actinopteri; Gadiformes; Gadidae
Gene: asap1a
Product: ArfGAP with SH3 domain, ankyrin repeat and PH domain 1a
Exons: 31
Coding region: 278-3658 (1126 amino acids)
Biological process (GO): positive regulation of GTPase activity
Cellular component (GO): cytoplasm
Molecular function (GO): GTPase activator activity; protein binding
Source: RefSeq, a predicted model, not a curated record
UCGUGCUGCUCAGAUCCAGAACAGCCUCCCCCAUUCUCGCGGUCAGAUUGUACCUAUACAGCCGUGUAUGAAAGGCCCACACGGCCAACAAGACUGGCAGUCGCUGCCGCAAUGUAGGUCUUAACGACCCUGAAGAUGCAGGAGUUUCGGAUACAAAAAGUCAAGGACACCUGGUCUAAAACGACUUCAGCUCAGUUAAGGUUUAACGUCUAAAAAGUAGCGGUCCAGUUGCAGCAACGCGCUUUAUUUGGGACUGAAAGUGAGCCAAUAUGCCGAGAUGAGAGCUUCUUCUUCCCGACUCUCCAGCUUCCCCUCCCGGGACUCCCUCUUGAGCCGGAUGCCGGAUCAGAUCUCGGUAUGCGAGUUCCUGUCGGAGACCACAGAGGACUACAAUUCCCCCACCACGUCCAGCUUCACCACACGCCUGCAGAGCUGCAGAAACACCGUCACCGUGUUGGAGGAGGCUUUAGACCAGGACCGCACUGCCCUACAGAAGGUCAAGAAGUCAGUGAAAGCUGUCUACAACUCUGGCCAAGACCACAUCCAGAACGAGGAGAACUACAGCCAGGCUCUGGAUAAGUUCGGCGGGAACUUCAUGAGCCGGGACAAUGUUGACCUGGGGACGGCCUUCAUCACCUUCUCAGGCCUCAUCCAGGAGCUGUCAGUGCUCCUCAAGAACCUGCUGCAGAGUCUCAGUCAUAAUGUCGUCUUCUCCUUGGAUUCUCUGUUGAAGGGAGACCUGAAGGGUGUGAAAGGGGACAUCAAGAAACCCUUUGACAAGGCCUGGAAGGACUAUGAGACCAAGUUCUCUAAGAUAGAGAAGGAGAAGAGGGAACAUGCUAAGCAGCAUGGUAUGAUCCGUACAGAGAUCACCGGAGCUGAGAUCGCUGAGGAGAUGGAGAAGGAGAGGAGACUGUUCCAACUGCAGAUGUGUGAGUACCUCAUCAAGGUGAAUGAGAUCAAAACCAAAAAGGGGGUGGACCUGCUGCAGAACCUCAUCAAGUAUUACCACGCUCAGUGCAAUUUUUUCCAGGAUGGUCUGAAGACGGCUGAUAAGUUGAAGCAGUACAUUGAGAAACUGGCAACCGAUCUGUCCAACAUCAAGCAGAGUCAAGACGAGGAGAAGAAGCAGCUGACCGCGCUCAGGGAACUCAUCAAGGACUCCCUGCAGCUGGAGCAGAAGGAGUCGAGGAGAGACUCCCAGAGCAGACAGGCUGGGUACAGCAUGCACCAGCUUCAGGGGAACAAGGAGUUUGGCUGUGAGAAGAAAGGCUACCUCUUAAAGAAAAGUGAUGGGAUAAGAAAGGUCUGGCAGAGGAGGAAGUGCUCCGUCAAGAGUGGGAUCCUUACCAUCUCCCACGCAACAUCUAACAGGCAGCCUGUAAGACUGAACCUGUUGACCUGUCAGGUGAAACCAGGCGGGGAUGACAAAAAAUGCUUUGACCUCAUUUCCUAUAACAGAACGUACCACUUCCAGGCGGAGGAUGAGCAGGAGUUUGUCAUUUGGAUCUCGGUGCUGACCAACAGUAAGGAGGAGGCGCUGAACGUGGCGUUCCAGGGGGGAGGCGCUCAGAGCACGGCGGGGGACAGCUCCAUGGAGGAGCUGACCCGGAGCGUCAUCGAGGAAGUGCUCAGGAUGCCCGGCAACGACUCCUGCUGUGACUGUGGAGCGGCAGACCCCCGCUGGAUCUCCACCAACCUGGGGGUGGUUACCUGCAUCGAGUGCUCGGGCAUCCACAGGGAGAUGGGCGUCCACGUGUCCCGGAUCCAGUCCCUGGAGCUGGACAAGCUGGGCACCUCUGAGCUGCUGGUUGCUAAGAAUGUUGGGAACAGUAGUUUUAAUGAGAUCCUGGAAGGAAACCUUCCCUCGGCAUCCGCUAAGCCCAGCCCGUCCAGCGACAUGUCUGUGAGGAGGGAGUACAUUAACGCCAAAUACAUCGACCACAAGUUCACCAGGCGGACCGCUGCCAUGGCGACGGGCCGGGUGGCGGAGGUGUACGAUGCGGUGCGCUCUCGAGACCUGCUGUCACUCAUCAAGCUGUACGCAGAGGGGGCGGAGCUAUUGGAGCCACUGCCCGACGCUGAGAAGGAGUCUGGAGAGACCGUUCUUCACUACUGCGUGAGGACCUCGGACCACACUUCCCUCCACCUGGUUGACUUCCUGGUCCAGAACAGUGGUAAUCUGGACCGCCAGACGGAGAGCGGGAACACGGCGCUCCACUACUGCUGUCUGUACGAGAAACACCAGUGUGUCAAGCUGCUACUGAGGGGCAAACCUGCCAUUGACAUCGCCAAUCAGAGUGGUGAGACGGCUCUGGACAUUGCCAGGAGACUGAGGAAUGGCCAGUGUGAGGAACCGCUGCUGGAGGCUGCUUCUGGCAGGUUUAAUCCUCACGUCCACGUGGAGUUUGACUGGAACCUCCGCAUGGAGGAGCUGGACGACAGCGAUGACGAGCUGGACGACAAGUGUAGUCCAGUGAAGAAGGACCGCUCCCCCCGCCCUCAGAGCUUCUGUCAGAGCUUCUCCUCCAGCGGGUCCUCACAGGAUAAACUCGGUCUCCCAGGAGGCUUUGCCCCCCACCGGGACAAGCAGCGGCUGUCGUACGGCGCCUUCGCUAACCCUGUGUUCAGCAGCUCCACCGACAACCCUCCCUCCCCCGGGCCCGACUCAGGGACCCCGGCCCCCGUCAGGAACCUGGGGAAAGGUAUCCCGGCUGACCCGCCCACCUCGCUGCCUCUUAACUCCGCCCCCUGUGGAACAGCAGGUGGAAGCUCCACCCUCAAGAAGAGACCUCCACCACCCCCACCCGAACACAAGCGCACUAUGUCCGACCCCCCCAGCCCUGUGAUGCAAGGUCACCACAGCAAGGGAUGUGACUUCACUCCCUCAACAGGAAGUGACUUCUCCCAGACAGGAAGCAGAAGCUCACCUGGUAACAAGUUUGAGGGACACCAGCAGCAGCAAAGCACCAACACUAGCAACACAAAGUCCACUCUGGGACCACGGGUUCUUCCCAAACUACCUCAGAAAGUGGCUCUAAGGAAGAUCGACACAGUCCACCUCCCCUCGUUGGACAAGUCCUCGCAGCCCACCCAGAGGCCCUCCCCCUCGCCCUCCGACCCCGCCCAGAAGUCCCCGCCCUUCAUCGACGCCUCCCCGAAGCCCCCCCCCACGCCCGUCGACUCCACACAGCAGAGACUCCCAUUGGCCGAGAAGCCCUCGCUGGCCGACCUGCCGCCCAAACCCCAACUGAAGGACCUGCCCCCCAAGCCCCAGCUGGCCCAGCGACCCCGGCUCUCCGGCCCGCCCCCUCACGCCGCCGUUACCACGGAGACGGCGAGCUCCGGCGGGAAUGACAGCAAGUCUGUCCAGCAGGGGGAGCCGGAGGAGCAGGAGACCAACGGAACCACGUCGGACGCCGUGGAGACGCCCAUCCCUCUGCCACGCAAACUCAACACGGGCAAGGCCAAGACGCGCCGCGUGAAGACCAUCUACGACUGCCAGGCGGACAACGACGACGAGCUGACCUUCGCCGAGGGGGAGGUGAUCGUGGUGACAGGGGAGGAGGACCAGGAGUGGUGGAUCGGGCACGUCGAGGGCUACCCGGAACGCCGCGGCGUCUUCCCCCUGUCCUUCGUCCACAUCCUGUCAGACUGACAGACAGCUCGGUGGUCGCCUCCCCAAAGCACAAGCCCCGCCCCCGACGCCCCCCCCCCCCCCCCCCCCCCCCUGGGCGGUUCCGGCCCGGUUCUGUGUAAAUAGCUGCUGUAGCAAAAAGAAGCCGGCUGCCAGUGUGUUCCCAUAGUAACCCAGCAUGCUCGCACUGGCUGGGAGGCUCUGUAACUGUAUAGCUAAUGUAUAGCUACCAAGACAUCUCUUAUCUGUUCAGACGUAUACCCCACCUGUACAUGUACAGCCUUGUUUACAUAGCAAGGAGAGAGUGUGUGUGUGUGUGUGUGUGUGUGUGUGUGUGUGUGUGUGUGUGUGUGUGUGUGUGUGUGUGUGUGUGUGUGUGUGUGUGUGUGUGUGUGUGUGUGUGUGUGUGUGUGUGUGUGUAUGUUGAACCCAUCUAGAUCUCCACAGUAUUAUAUAUGUCUAUGUCUCACUACACCCCCCUCCCCCCGGAGGAUUUCCUGGAGUAGCUUCUGGAAGAUAUUUAUUCCAUGUUCCGCAGUAAAUGAAUCAGGUAUGGGGCUGGAGUUUACGCUGCAGGAGUGAGAGGGAAUUGACUGGAUUUCACUGGACUUUACCAACACAAUAGUACUUCCUAGCAGACUUCUGCUUCUACACAUCCCAUAAUACGAGGGGGUAGCCUGACAGUAUUAUAUCUUGAAUAACAGAACAUUGUGAGGAAAUUCUGUCCCCUGCAACGCUGCACACAAUCCGUUGUCACGGCAAUGCUCGAUAACUCCUGUAGAUUUCAUUAAGUUAAUAUGUAGUAUGAUGUAUGGUGUGUUUAACGUCAAUAUGUUUAUUGGAAUCCAAGCUGAAAGGUUCUUUGUUCAAUCCCCUUGAGCAAGCUGUCUACCCCCUACCUGCUCCUUAAUGACAUGUUUCCGUACUAUCCAGCAUCUACAUGCUCCUUAAUGACCUAUCUCUGUAUAUUCACUGUCUAACCCCUACCUGCUCCUUAAUGACCUGUAUCUGUAUUCACUGUCUAACCCCAAUCUGUUCCUUAAUGACCUGUCCCUGUACUGUCUAACCCCUACCUGUUCCUUAAUGACCUAUCCCUGUACUGUCUAACCCCUACCUGCUCCUUAAUGACCUGUCUCUGUACUGUCUAACCCCUACCUGCUCCUUAGUGACCCGUCUCUGUACUGUCUCACCCCUACCUGCUCCUUAGUGACCCGUCUCUGUCACCCCUGUGAAGGGGGUCUUGGAUGGCAGAAUCAGUGCUACCUAUGGGCUCGGUCCUAUGUGUUACUUGGUGCUUGACUUGGUAGCGAUCCACUUUAGGCACGCUGCAUAAAAGUGUUUCCUCAAUGACUUGGAAGACAUUGGGGGCUGGGGCAGAGGUCGGGGUGGUGGGUGGUCCAUAGGGUUAAGUUAGGGUUAUUGUAGGGUUAGUGUCUGUGUUUUUUAGAAGUGCAGGGUUAUUCUAGAAGAAUGGUGUUGCUGCACCCCCCUACCCCAUGUCAGACCUAAGUCCCACCCCCUUUAACCAGUAGUGACCAAUAAACAACGUGACCCUCUUUGAAAUGACGUAGAAAUCGACCAAUCAGGACACCCGACAUCACAUUGUCUUUGGUUGCUGUUGUGGUUGUGUGUUUGCUAAAGAAAUGUGGUGUUGUUGUGUAUAGUUUGAAUGAGCAGUGACCGCUGUGGCUGACGAAGCUGGUCAUGUGACCAGGAAGAGACUAUUUCAUUGGUGCAGAGUGGAUGUGACCUCAUCUCUCUAGGAAGGAUCAUGACUUGAAGAUAUAAUCUGUUACAUUGUAUUGAGAACCACUUCACUAUAUAUCUACGGUGAUAUCACAGAACGGAAUAUUUGAAUGGCCCUACGGGUCUACGGGUCGUGUGUGGAAUGGUUUCAUCUCCAGGUUGAAAUAAGGGUUUCUAAUACUUGUGUACCAAGUAGAGGUCCGAAGAUGCUGUACAAGAACCAAGCCCAAAGGGACCAGGCACUGUCUUAUAUAAGGCCCAAGACCGCAGCAGAGUCUGAAGGAGCUCCAAGCGACCUCCAUCCAGAAAAAGCAGUUAUAUAACUAACUGAUGAAAAGAGACACAGCAUGUGCUGUUUGACUCACCAUCGAAUCUCGUUACCAAUCAUUUGUUUGUGCUAUAAUCUUUAUUGGAUUACCUUGAAUGUUUUUAGACAUAAAAUAAUUUAUAAUAAUUAUAAUAACGAUAGUCAAAAAUAAUUUAUUAAAGUUGAAGGAAAAAAAAACUCUAACCGCUUUCGGGCCCCAGGGUCAAAGUUUAUCGAGGCUCAAGACCAAUGGCAGUCAGUUCAGACCCAAAUCCGAUCAGAAGUAGAUUACUAGACAAGACUGUAUCCAAGAACCCAUUUGGUUCCGAUCCCACACCACCAGGUUGGUUUCGGCUGUGCCUGGCUGGGGUGGUCCAAAGACACCUCAUUAGAAUAGCAAGCAGCUAAAGAAGAAUCUACUGGGGGCAGUUACCGCUCUUUAAACGGUUUCUUAAGUCAUUCCGUGCAUGCCCUCCGCUGCUUCGACGAAAGACACGCAUCGCAGCAACGUCGCCAUGGAGACGGGCUGGAGAACGAGGACCAAACGAAAAACGCAAAGCACAUCACUGGAAAGACUGGAUGGGGGACGGCUUCUGGCGCCCCCUGCCGCUGGCAGAGUGUAACGACGCGAAAGAGUCGCUUCCUUGGAGUUCAGCCCCCCCUUCCCGUUAUCGCAGACACAUAGGAAGCCGAUAUUCUUCAUAAUACUGUGAUAACUGUUCCUGUUUAAAUGUUAGAUCAGAUCUGAUCAAUAAAAAGAACGAAUGAC